AUGCACUAUGUACAGUGUAAAAAACAUGUAGACGUGACGCGUCCACAGAUGGAGCGUAAACAAUCCAGCAUAAUGAACAUAUCCAGACAUCCAUUAACGGAGGAUCAAAUCAACUUACUUAAUAAGGGACUAGGAUUUGUCUGUACCCCCAGGAGUAUAAGAAAAUCGGAGGUAACAGAAGGAAUUGACAGAAUUAUUAAAAAUAUACAACUAAAAGAUUAUUUUAAAAACAACAUGGAUACAACAAGGAUGGGAAACCCAUAUCUAACGGAUUACAAAAGAUACUUCAAGUCGGCCAGAACUACAGGAGACAUUUCCAGCGUAAAGAGAACCAAGGAUUACGUACUGGUUAAGCCAUACUGCCCUUCCCUAGGAUCCAUAUACCACAUGAUCCUACUCGCGAUGAUAAAAAAUAAUAUCAUAUCUAACGAGGAAGAAGCAGUAGUGGCCUACAAAGUACAGAAAAACCUGAGGAGAAGCCUAUUCGGAAGAAUAUAA
This is a messenger RNA of Helobdella robusta, 498 nucleotides long. RefSeq lists its product as hypothetical. The transcript is spliced from 2 exons. The record is from RefSeq and is a predicted model, not a curated record. Bases 1 to 498 code for a protein of 165 amino acids. NCBI's taxonomy places the organism in Eukaryota, Metazoa, Annelida, Clitellata, Rhynchobdellida, Glossiphoniidae.